AUUUGCUAUGGCUGGUCGAGAUUUGCGAUUGUUUGUUACAAAUCACAGAAGUGAUGAAAUAGAAAAGCUCACUCUCCGGAUGAAAGAUGGCCUCGGCAGCAAGAAAUACAAGUCAGUCAACUAUGAACAAUUGCAAGCCUUAUCAGAAGCAAAACGGCAGGCAGCAGCUAAUACAGAAUAUAAGAUACGUAGAAUAUUUCAUGCUGCAAAAACAACCAAAGACCAAAUAUUGGUAAAACAGCAUCGACAGUUUUGGUUUAAAGAGCAAGCAAGAUUAAUGGAAGCAGGAGAAAAAGCAAACCUGGAACUACAGGACUUCCUGCAGCGUGAUGGAAUUAAUAAAGAUUUUUUUCUACAAAUGGAAGACUAUGUACAGGCCUUAGAUGAUGACAGAAAAUCAUUCAAAGCCAGUACAGUGCAUCCCAUCUGGCAGCUAAAAGAUGAUUUACAAUACAAGAUGAUGGAAAUGAAAUCACAAGCCUCCCAGAAGACAGAUGAUUUUGAUUGUCAAGUUAUAUUGGAACAGGUAGAGUUUGUUAAGGAGCAGCAAAAUGCAAUUUUGGAAAAACUGAAGUCAGAGUGGAUUGCUGUGGAAGAAGACAUCAAGGAAACAACUGUUGAAGAUCUGCUCUCUGCUGGUGAAGGGAUUCCAAGUGAAGUAGACCAGAUUCCUGAACAAGUGUUUUUUAUGCCCUGUCCAUAUCCUGAAUUGAAGGCAUCUUUGAUGAAUGAAUUUGAAGCACUUGGUGAAAAGUACAAAUCCAGAUUACAGAGCAUCAAUGAAAGGCUAGAGGCUAUGGACAGGUACUGUGGAUGGAGUAAGGAAGAUCACUUUGUAUUUCAAGUUACUGUGGACCAGUAUCCUCACAAUCAGCAGAACAGCAGAGCCCUUUGUAUGGAUAUGCUACAAAGAUUUUUGCCUCAUAAAUCAAGACAAGAACUGAAUGAUCAUCAGAGAGCUUGGGAUUGGUAUUAUUUUACAACAGAACAGAAAAAAACACUUUUGCAAGGCUGGAUGCGAGACAAACAGGACUUAGUGAUGAAGGCAGUGAUGACCAUAAAAGAGGCAUGUGCUGCUUAUGAAGAGGAAGAGGCACUUAGGAAUGACCGUAAAAGACAGCAAGAAAUCUGUGCUGAACUGAAGGAAAAGCUGGAGCAAUGGCGGGCUUAUCAAGAAGAGGUGGCACGGCUGGAAGCAGCAAUAGCAGCCAGGAAGCAGGAGGAAGCUGAAGAAAAGCUAAGGAAAGAAAAACAGAAAGAAACGCAGAAAAGGACGCAAGACAAAGCCCGGAUUAAACAGUAUUACAUGGAGAAGCAGAGGCAGAGAGAUGCUAUGGAAAAAAGAGAUCAGCAGCAACUGGAGGAACUGAAGAAAAGGAUGUCAGAGCAAGCAAUAAAAGACAAAGAACGAGUUCAGUUCCGGCACCAUAUACUGCAGCAGCGUCUGAAGGAAAGGGAAGAACAAGCUCUCCGACGGCAGCAGGAGGAGGAUGACAAGAAGAAACGACUGGAUGCUUUGCGAAAUCAGGUUGCAGUUGAGGCAGAAUUUGACCCUGUGAGGAUGAUGGGCGAUACGGAGGCAUCAAAAGCCAAAGUCUGCAUGGCUGCUGAAAAUGAGUUUAUUCUUCAAAGGCCUCUUUUCAGCCUACACACCUACAAUGAAAACCAGAUACUUUCCGAUCCCCGACUCCGGAUUGAGCAAGCACUCAGAGAUGCCGGCCUUCAUAACACACUUUAUGCAAAGGACGUUCUAUCACAGAUCACUCCACCAAAGCCCCCCAGGAAAGGCUUGGAGUCGUCCGUGUUUCAGACAUGAUGUAAAACUACCUUCCCUUCCCAACUCUCUUUUUUGCUGCUGUAACAGAAGAGUCAUUUGACUUGCUGUGAAUUUAUUUUGUUAAAAGGGCUGAAAAAAGGCUUCAUUAUAAGAAGCCAAGCUGCACAAACUACUUGAUUCAUUUUGCUGCUGAGAGGUAGGGGGCUCGUGCCUGAUAUAAACACGGUGUGUGUGAAAUGUUUGCCUUGCACUUUGCUGAUUUCAAUAAGCAGAUGCCAGCCACGCUCAUACUGCAGUAAUCUGAUUUUACAUCCAGCUGUGAAUAUAUCACAUCCAAUUUUCUUUUUGCCUCAUUACCACCUAUUCUGCAUCAUCUUCUCUACCACAGCUGCUUCUUGUAUGGGGAAGCAUAGAAAAUAAAGGUAACCGCAACUCAGUUGCAGAAAAUGUCCGGAUUUGUUACAUAAAUGGCCUUAUGAGCACAGCACAGCGCAUUAGGAUUACAAGUAGAAAUAAAUCAGCUGUGAGAACGCAUUGCGACACACUAAAUAUUUACAGCAGGCCUGAUCCAAUAUUAGGAUACUUCUAUGACAUUACAGAGUGACUGCUUACAGCUUUUAAAUGGAAUUACUAAAGGAGAAAUUGUUGAAACAAACGCCUUCAAAACAUAGGAUUUAUAAUUCCUGGGGAGUCCCCACUGAAUUGUGUCUGCAAUUUGACGGCAGGCUGUCAGUGGAGUGAAGCAAAUCAUUUUGGGUUUCCUGAACCUUGCACCACAUGCACCAGUAUUAGAUUGGUUCAUUUUGAAGAGGUUAUGGAAGUUUUAAGGUUAGCAGCAUGUCCUCUUUUAGUGCAACUGUUGGAUGGUGGAUGUCACGCUCUACUAAUGACAAGCUUCUCGAACUCUAGUAGAAGAACACAUGAAAAGCAGGUGACCGUUUGUCCUUUCAGACUCACUUGUGCUCUCAUUGCGUGUUGACUCAACAGUCUGCCCAGCCUGCCCUUUCAGGUAUCACUCAUCCGUUCCUCUACAGCCCUCUUUGUUAAUGGGUGCCUCUUCAGUCCUCCACACUCGCUCCAGCUCAGUACCCACAGGCUGGUGUUUGUGUAAAAUCUUGGCUACA
Molecule: messenger RNA, 2901 nt
Organism: Erpetoichthys calabaricus (reedfish)
Lineage: Eukaryota; Metazoa; Chordata; Cladistia; Polypteriformes; Polypteridae
Product: coiled-coil domain-containing protein 148-like
Exons: 14
Coding region: 8-1816 (602 amino acids)
Source: RefSeq, a predicted model, not a curated record